This is a messenger RNA of Zeugodacus cucurbitae (melon fly), 484 nucleotides long. It is a transcript of the gene COX7AL2, whose product is annotated as cytochrome c oxidase subunit 7A1, mitochondrial. The transcript is spliced from 3 exons. The coding region runs from base 207 to 395 and encodes 62 amino acids. Lineage: Eukaryota; Metazoa; Arthropoda; Insecta; Diptera; Tephritidae. Gene Ontology annotation, biological process: regulation of oxidative phosphorylation; mitochondrial respirasome assembly; mitochondrial electron transport, cytochrome c to oxygen. The record is from RefSeq and is a predicted model, not a curated record.
AUCUAUUUAUACAUGUUAAAAACUUUCUUAUCGUGAGUGCAUAUAUUGCAUUUCGUUAAAAUCGAAUUGGGUCCAAACUUACUUUCUUGUUUCUUCUCUAAAUGUGCAAUAAAUAUUGAUUUGGGCAACAAAUAGUAGACAUUUAUAACAGCAACUAUUUAAAAGAGUGCAAGUGUGCUUACAUAAUAAUUUACAUCAGUACAAUAAUGGCAUUACCUGAAGGACUUGCAAGUAGUAUGAAGAAGUUUCAAGCACAUAAUGAUCUUCCCGUUUUUUUAAAAGGAGGUCCAGCAGAUAAGGUUUUAUUUGGUUUGACUGUGGGACUCUGCGGUUUGGGAAUGUUUGGUAUAUUGCAAAUGGUUUAUACGAUGGGUUUUAAAAAGAAAUCUGCUUAAAAUAAUUACGGCCCUUUCAAUUUAACGGGAGGUGUGGAAAAAUAAUAAUAAAUGAAAUCUACAGUAAUGAGAUGAAAUCAUUAAACAAA